Molecule: messenger RNA, 1521 nt
Organism: Anopheles marshallii
Lineage: Eukaryota; Metazoa; Arthropoda; Insecta; Diptera; Culicidae
Product: cytochrome P450 4c3-like
Exons: 4
Coding region: 1-1521 (506 amino acids)
Molecular function (GO): oxidoreductase activity, acting on paired donors, with incorporation or reduction of molecular oxygen; heme binding; iron ion binding
Source: RefSeq, a predicted model, not a curated record
AUGUUGUGGUUAUUUACGCUGGUAGUCGGGUACUUGGGUUAUCUGCUGCUCAAGUACCACCAACACCGACAGAAGCUAUUGGCAAUACGAGACAAGUUUGGAGGUCCCGACACGGACUACUUUUUGGGAACGUUUAAAAUAUUUAAAAACAAAAGCAUUCCAGAUAUAUUCGACAUUGUGAUUGGAAUGCACAAACGUUAUGGCCAGGAUGUGGCGAUUAUUGGUGCCUUCAACGACCUGGUGCUGGAUCUUUCGAGCUCAAAAAAUGUGGAAAAAAUCCUGCUAGCUAAAACCACCAAGAAAUCGUUCGUGUACGAUUAUCUGGAGCCGUGGUUAGGGACGGGUCUGCUAAUCUCGUUCGGCGAAAAGUGGUUCCAGCGACGUAAGAUAAUAACGCCAGCGUUCCACUUCAAAAUAUUGGACCAGUUUAUGGACGUGUUUAAUGAGGAAGCGGACGUGCUGGUAUCAAAGCUGGAGAAGCACGUUGACAAGGGCGAGUUCGACAUCUACGACUAUGUGACACUGUACGCUUUGGACAGUAUUUGUGCAACUUCCAUGGGUGUUCGCAUCCAUGCUCAGGACGAUCCCAACAACGAGUACGUACAGGCUGUCAAGCAGAUGAGUGUGUUCUUUCUACGACGCGUGUUUAGCCUGUUACGUCAGUUCCCGUCACUCUUCUUCCUAUAUCCAUUCGCCAAGGAACAGGGUCGAGUCAUCAAGAAGUUGCAUCACUUCACCAAUUCCGUUAUCGAAAAUAGACGGUCACAGCUCGAGAAAGAACAACACCUGGGGCAGGUGGAGUUCGACGUGGAUGAGGAUGAUCUUUACUCGAAGCGUCGCAACACAUUCCUCGAUCAGCUGCUGAAGGUGUCGAUCGAUGGUAAACCACUCAGUACUGCCGACAUUCGCGAGGAGGUGGACACGUUCAUGUUCGAAGGACACGACACAACGACUUCCGGCAUUUCGUUCACUAUUCUGCAUCUGGCUAAAUAUCAGGACGUGCAACAGAAGCUGUACGAGGAAAUUGACCGAAUAUUGGGAGAUGAAAAGCAGAAAAUUCCUCUGUCGAAUGCGAUGCUGCAAGAUUUUAAGUACCUCGAUAUGGUGAUAAAGGAAUCGUUGAGGCUCGUACCACCGGUACCAAUCAUUGGUCGAAAGCUGUUGGAGGACAUGGAAAUCAACGGUACUACCAUCCCGGCGGGCACAUCGAUUUCAAUCAAAAUCUUCAACAUCCACCGCAACCCGACCGUCUUUCCCGAUCCGGAACGAUUCGACCCGGAACGGUUCUCGGAAGCGAACGAAAUCAAGCGAGGACCGUAUGACUACAUCCCGUUCAGUGCGGGCUCGAGAAACUGUAUUGGACAGCGGUACGCACUGCUGGAGAUGAAGGUUACGAUCGUGAAGCUGCUGGCCAGCUAUCAGAUCCUGCCGGGUGAAUCGGGCCGUCGCAUGCGGUAUAAGACGGAUCUGGUGAUCCGGCCGACCGAGGGCAUCCCGGUGAAGCUGGUGAGACGUGCGUGA